Laetiporus sulphureus 93-53 is the source of this 2061-nucleotide messenger RNA. RefSeq lists its product as uncharacterized. The coding region runs from base 1 to 2061 and encodes 686 amino acids. The transcript is spliced from 6 exons. Lineage: Eukaryota; Fungi; Basidiomycota; Agaricomycetes; Polyporales; Laetiporaceae. Gene Ontology annotation, cellular component: cytoplasm; mitochondrion. The record is from RefSeq and is a predicted model, not a curated record. Gene Ontology annotation, molecular function: ATP binding; ATP hydrolysis activity.
AUGAUUCUCCCCAAUACUUUCAGGUCACUUUUCGUGGCCCAGGCUACAUGUCAUCGGCUGGGAUCCAAAUGCUAUGCGAAUGCAACACGAUCCUCCCACAGCGUCCCUGUUCCUCAUGAAGGGAACAUAACGGGAUUACCGCAGCAUACGGACCUGUUACAGCACUACCGAGGCCUAGCCACUCUCGGCAAGAUCACAUACGAUGAGGAACAGGUCAGGGUUAUUAUGCAGCUUAGGAGAUUACAGAAGGAGUUAGACGGUUACGCUCCUCCUGCUCUCUCUGCGCGUUACCUCAACACAAAGCCUCUGACGCCUGGGAGUUCUACCGAAUCGCUUGAUUCGUCUCCGUGGUGGGCGCCUUCCGAGGAUUCUUCUGAAGACGCCAACCCAGACAAGCUGGCUUUGAUGCGCAUUAGAACGCAUGCGGAAGAGAUUGAGGCUCUCACGACUCCUAAGGCAAGAUCGGGCCUUCUUCUUAUCGGACCACCAGGAUGUGGCAAGAGCUUCCUAAUAGAUAUGUGGUUCUCUAUGACGCCUACCCCGUACAAGGCGCGCAAACACUACAGCGAACUGGUGCUAGAGACCUAUCGUGGUGUGUGGGAAGAGACUCAACGUCGCAUGGCGAGUGUCCACCAAAGAGACACAUCUCUCGAACAGUCCGAACCGGUUUCUCCGUCAUGGAACAAAGCUAUCCGCGAACGAUGGCGAGAGCUACUUGGCUCUGGACAGUUGCCCAUCCGAUGGACACGCACACCAAUGAGCGGCUGGGUAUCUAGCCUCGAAUCGGUCAAACCGUCGAUCGCAUUUAUGGUCGCUCAAAGGCUGAUUUUGCGACAUUGGCUACUGGUUUUCGACGAGAUCCAGCUCCUUGACGUCUCUAGCGCGACAUUACUCGCGGACGUGCUAUCCUGGUUCUGGCGUAUGGGUGGUGUGAUCGUGGGCAGCUCUAACAAGGUACCGGACGAUCUGUACAAGAACGGUGUUCAGAGGGAUAGGUUGGAGCCUUUCGUGGAAGCACUGAAGGCGAGAUGUCCGGUGCUCAUCUUGCGCAGUGAUCAUGACUGGAGAGUGGCGCGAACUGAGCGCACCUCGGAGAAGAGUUGGUACGUAUACGGUCAAGAGAAUAAAUUCUACCAGAAAUUGAGGGCGUAUUCUGAUGAUGGGUCCGGACCUCGGUUGACCAAUCUCACUGUCUUCGGUCGAACUCUCGGCGUGCCAUGGUCUUCUGGUGACGUAUGCAAAUAUACAUUCUCAGAGUUGUGUGACGAGUCACUCGGACCGGCAGACUACAUGACAUUAGCAUCUACAUACCGAACAGUCGCAAUCACGGAUAUCCCGAUACUCAAGUUGUCGGCCAAGAACCAGGCACGACGCUUCAUCUCAUUGGUCGACGCGCUCUAUGAAGCUCGUUGCCGGAUCAUUUGCCUCGCGGAGACCCAGCCGGAGCGCCUGUUCUUUCCUGAUACACCUCCAGAUACCUCCAACGAUGAUGCAGACAGCGGCGCGCAAUCGUCCGAUGUGGAUGUUAUGAUGGCGGAAGCGGUGGCAGAGACACAAGAUGUCUACCGUCCGAACGUAUCUUCCUACGAUGCUCCAAACAUGGCGGAAGCCCCGGAGGCGCCUGCUGCGCCGCUAGCCCUUGACACCUUGUCGAUCUUCUCGGGUAAAGACGAAGAAUUUGCAUUCAAGCGUGCCUUGUCCCGCCUGCUGGAGAUGACAAGCGAAAGCUAUGCGGAUGAAGAGCGCUGGAUCCCUCUUCCCCUUUCCUUGCGCAAGUGGGAAAGCUCUUCCAGUCCAUCGGGCACUGCCGGCUCUCGGGAUCGCGCCAUGCGGGUGCCCGUAUGCGUCUCGACAGACAGCGCGGGCGCUGAUUUUGCUAGUGAGGCGGCGAACGAAGCGCUGUCGCAGCCCGUGGGACGCCCUGAAGCUCCACGCCUGAGUGAGGUUCAUGUGUGGGGUGUGAGAGAGGAUUGGGGCGAGCGAGCCAAGGCAUGGGGUCGUGGGGCAAGGGCGUACGAACGUUCGCACCCGGAUUCCAAGGAUGACCGAGGACGUGGAUGA